Molecule: messenger RNA, 444 nt
Organism: Cantharellus anzutake
Lineage: Eukaryota; Fungi; Basidiomycota; Agaricomycetes; Cantharellales; Hydnaceae
Exons: 2
Coding region: 1-444 (147 amino acids)
Source: RefSeq, a predicted model, not a curated record
AUGGCUACUGUCUGCCGCCAUGAUAUCCCCCUCUUUCUUUGUGAUGUGGACACCCCGGGCGAGCAGCAGCACUUUUCUGUUGCCAUGCUCAUCGCACUCAGCCGCCAGCUGCCCUCAAACGCCACCAUUGGAUUAAUGUAUGAUGUUGGGUGCUAUAAUCUUAUCCCCAACAUAGCUCCUAGAUUGAGUAUCGCCGUUUCGGUCUUUCAUGCGUAUGUACAUCAGUUCUGUUGCCAAAUCGCAUUCCACCCAUGGAAACGAAGUGGAUUUGGCAAGUCAAAUGGGGAGGGAAACGAGCGACUGUGGUCCUCGAUCGUAGACACGAUAGCGCCUGAACGUAUGAUGAGCGUGAGUCCGACAGUGCCUAACGCUGUUUGCACGUCAGUGAGACCUGAUAAAUGUCGUUGCAUAACUAUAGCCAGCAAAGCGGAUAACAACUAUUGA